AAUCACAUUCUUUCUUUUUUUCAUUUUUGAUAGUAAAUAAUGGUUUCUAAUUAUCCCAUUCAAUAUAUUGGUUCUAUGCAUUAAAGACAGACAAAGUGUCUCCUGCCAGUUGCCACAGUCUUAAGAAAAAUUUGAAUGCAUCUCGAAUGCUUUGAAAAAGAAAAUUUUGAUUUGCUUUUGAUGAUUGGUGAAAUUAACAAUAUUUUUGUCAUGCAUACCAAUUGUUUGACCCAUGUUUUCUUGAUUUCAGUUUUGGUGCGGGCCCUGAUCACAAUACACAAUUUUGGUACUUUGGCAUUUGAAUUAGUAACAAGCAUAUUGAAGAAGAUGAAUGAAUCAUCGUCAUCGGCGGUUCUUUCAUCUCAGGAGCGAGUAAAUGGACAUCAAGAAGGUUAUCGCUGGCCACAACGACACUGGUAUGUCAAGUGUGGCUUUGCUGGAGAGAAAUUUUCGACGUCUGUAUUUUCUUGUGUAGUGGGUAUACUGAUGUUGAAAUAUGAAGAGCCUCUUUUGAAACAAAAGUUGAAGGUGAAUGCAUAUGUUUCGCUAUUCGGAAAGCAAAGAGAAAGACGAAGACUUUAUGGCAAUGAAAGGGUGUAAACUCCCUCAAAGACCUAAGAAAAGAGCCAAGAUGAUUGAAAGAAGCUGUCUAGCAAUGGAGGUAGAAGACAGGUGUGUUAUUACUCAUGUUCAAGAUAACAUCUUUCGUGUUCAUGUGAGCAAGAAAAGAGGAAGACACAAAGCAGGUGUCAAACACAGUUCAGAUGAUACAGCUUCA
Molecule: messenger RNA, 778 nt
Organism: Helianthus annuus (common sunflower)
Lineage: Eukaryota; Viridiplantae; Streptophyta; Magnoliopsida; Asterales; Asteraceae
Exons: 4
Coding region: 136-600 (154 amino acids)
Source: RefSeq, a predicted model, not a curated record